Aphanomyces astaci is the source of this 1675-nucleotide messenger RNA. RefSeq lists its product as hypothetical. Gene Ontology annotation, biological process: mRNA splicing, via spliceosome. The coding region runs from base 29 to 1642 and encodes 537 amino acids. The transcript is spliced from 2 exons. The record is from RefSeq and is a predicted model, not a curated record. NCBI's taxonomy places the organism in Eukaryota, Oomycota, Saprolegniomycetes, Saprolegniales, Verrucalvaceae. Gene Ontology annotation, cellular component: U2 snRNP; U12-type spliceosomal complex; nucleus.
AUCGAACCUUGCACCACACAAAGCAGGGAUGGCGAGCGCAGUUGCCGCCGCGCCGACGAUGUCCAAGAAUGCCAAGCGGCGGCUUAAGAAGAAGGCAGAGAAGCAACUAGAGUACAUCUAUGCCACGGAAGAGUCUACUUCUGCACCACCGUCAUCAACCGACAAUGCAGUUGACACCAUUCCAUCGUCGCCUAGCAAAGCCGAGCAACCGAUCGUCGUGGACGUGGAGUACGUAAGCAGCGACCUUGGGUUGUCCGAGGACGAUCCAGCGUUCGACGAGUUUUCCCGCGUGUUUCAACGAUUCAUGAAGGCGGAGGAACUGUGCGGACAGGUCGUUCCAGCCGGCGAAGGGGACGAAAACAACGAGAACGAAGGAGUGGAAGAAAUCACUGUAGAGGAGGAGAUCGAGCCUGUCAAGCAACUAGGUCGAAAGGAGCGCAAGAAGGCCAAGCAGCUCAGCAUUGCGACUCUGAAGCAGAUGGUCGUGUGUCCUGACGUCGUGGAAGCGCACGAUAUCACGUCAGCGGACCCGCCUUUUCUCUGUUACUUGAAGGCGUAUCGAAACACGGUGCCGGUGCCGCGGCACUGGUGCCACAAGCGAAAGUACCUGCAGGGGAAGCGCGGCAUCGAGAAGAUUCCGUUCGUUCUGCCGGACUUUAUCGCGAACACGGGAAUUGCCGAAGUGCGCGGCGCCGGCGUCGAAGCGGACUCGACCAAGAAAGGCGCGUCCAAGAUGCGUGACCGCAUGGCACCCAAGCUCGGGCGAAUCGACAUUGACUACCAAGUGCUCCAGGACGCCUUCUUCCGAUACCAGACGAAGCCGACCCUGUCUACAUUGGGCGACUUGUACUACGAAGGAAAGGAGUUUGAAGUGAAGCUCAAGACCAAAACCCCCGGCGUGCUCAGUGACGACUUGAAGCGAGCGCUGGGGAUGGUGGACGGGGUGCCGCCGCCGUGGUUGCUGAAUGUCCAGCGGUAUGGUCCGCCGCCGGCGUACCCGCACUUGAAGAUCCCAGGGUUGAAUGCCCCCAUUCCGGAAGGCGCGUCGUUCGGGUACCAUCCUGGGGGAUGGGGCAAGCCGCCCGUGGAUGAGAAUGGGAAUCCUGUGUAUGGCGAUGUGUUUGGCAAGGGAGCUGGCGCGGUGGUGGUGGUGGAGGACGAAGUAAGCAAGGAGCGAUGGGGCGAAUUGGAACCCGUUGCCGAAGAAGAAGAGGAAGAAGAAGAAGACGACGAGGAAGAAACCAAGGACGACGAGACGAUGGACAUGGAUGAAUAUGAGGAUGUCCGAGGGGGAGGGCGGACUGAUGCGGGGGAUACGCUGGACCUGCGAAAGCAACAGGCGGAAGUUCCGCCGCCGCCGCCGCCGCCGGUCGUGUCGUCUGGACCGGCCAAGGAAUUGUACACUGUGCUCGCGCAAACAGAGACGGCAGUGGGGUCGUCGUCGAUCUAUGGGUCCACGCACGCGUAUGUCGUGUCGCAGCCGACCGAGGACGGAGGGCUGCAUAGCGUCCAGUCCACCAGUGGAGUCAACAGCGUGUCCACGAGCGGCAUGGCCACGGACGACACGGAGGGCAAGCGCAAGCGGAAGCUCGAGAAGCAGGAGAAAGGCGCGGCGAAGAAGUACAAGGACUUUAAAUUUUAACAACAUCGAUACGGGACUCGGAAAAGUGCAAAA